CACCUCCCUCCUCUUCGCCGUUUUGCGCUACGUGCCUUGUGACGUCAGAGGGCGGGCGCAAAGAGGGAUACGGAAGCUGAGAGGGGCCAGACACUUCUGUCGCUCCGGAGGCUGGGAGGAGGCAAGAUGGUUUACAUCUCGAAUGGACAAGUGUUGGACAGCCGGAGUCAGUCCCCAUGGAGAUUAUCUUUUAUAACGGAUUUCUUCUGGGGAAUAGCUGAGUUCGUGGUUUUGUUUUUCAGAACUCUGCUUCAGCAAGAUGUGAAAACGAGAAGAGGCUAUGGAAGCUCAUCUGACUCCAGAUACGAUGAUGGAAGAGGGCCACCAGGAAACCCCCCCAGAAGAAUGGGUCGAAUUAAUCAUCUGCGUGGCCCGAAUCCUCCUCCAAUGGCUGGAGGAUGAGGAAGGUAA
Molecule: messenger RNA, 411 nt
Organism: Vicugna pacos (alpaca)
Lineage: Eukaryota; Metazoa; Chordata; Mammalia; Artiodactyla; Camelidae
Gene: SELENOK
Product: selenoprotein K
Biological process (GO): endoplasmic reticulum calcium ion homeostasis; calcium ion transport
Cellular component (GO): Golgi apparatus; endoplasmic reticulum membrane
Source: RefSeq, a predicted model, not a curated record